GAAGUUUUACUCCUUGCAUGUUUGGUUACAGAAAUACAACCUUAUUCUUACCUUUCAUAUAGUAUAAUCCAGCACUUGAUGAUAACGGAUACUUUCCGAUAUCCGACUCGACAUUCUCGGCAACACACUAAUUUUUAAUGAUGGAACCUUGCACUGUUCUAUAUCUUGCACCAGGUUGUUGACAGACUUUAUUGAAGCUUCAGGAUAACCUUUCUGUUCUUUUUUCUUUCAAAGCACCUUAUCUAUUCAUCAGCGUUGAUGCUCAGGACACUGGGGUGAAGAUAUUAGGCAUAAACAGAAAAGUUUCGACAUUUGUCUUUAAGCCGAAUCCUAUCGGCUUGAUUUCAAUCCAUCGAAGUAUAAUUCACAGGUGCUACCAUCCAGAGUGCUUGAUCACCCCUUAAAAAAACUGACUACAAGGUAAACAGACGGACACGUGGAAUAUUAAUCGAAAUGAAAUCGAUGAACAGCUUGAACUUUUUAAAUUAGGAAACAGAGCGGAGGGAGUUAUGCUUUGAUAGAGGCCGUAGAAGCCAUGAAAUACAAGUGCCUCCUCGGACUGGUAAUUGGCUGCUUAAGCUUUCUCACUUCUAUAGUGUGGUGCUCAGAAGACGAAGAGAGGUUGGUUCGCGACCUGUUUCGGGACUACAACAAGCUCAUCCGUCCCGUGGAGGCGAUGAAUCAGACGGUGAUCGUAGAGUUCGGACUCUCCUUCAUCCAGCUCAUCAACGUUAAUGAAAAAAAUCAAAUUAUGACGUCCAAUGUUUGGCUUCAAUUGACCUGGAUGGACUAUCAGUUGGUGUGGGAUCCUGCGGAUUAUGGUGGAAUCAACGUCUUGCGACUACCCCCAGACAAAGUCUGGAAACCAGACAUAGUCCUAUUCAACAACGCUGAUGGCAACUACGAAGUUCGCUACAAGUCGAACGUGCUCAUCUAUCCGAACGGCGGGGUGAUGUGGGUCCCCCCCGCCAUCUACCAGAGCUCGUGCCGCAUCGACGUCACGUACUUCCCCUUCGAUCAGCAGAAGUGCGUCAUGAAAUUCGGCUCCUGGACCUUCAACGGGGACCAGGUCUCGCUCAAGCUCUACAACGACAAUGACUGGGUGGACCUGUCUGACUACUGGAAGAGCGGCACUUGGGACAUUGUCGAAGUGCCAGCCUUCCUCAACGUCUACAACAACUCCAAGUACGGAAAGGUGACUGAAACGGACAUCUCGUUCUACAUCACCAUACGUCGCAAGACGCUAUUCUACACCGUGAACCUGAUCCUCCCGACUGUGCUAAUCUCCUUUUUGUGUAUCCUGGUGUUCUACUUGCCAGCAGAAGCCGGCGAAAAAGUGACGCUGGGCAUCUCCAUCCUGCUGUCACUCGUGGUCUUCCUGCUGCUAGUUUCCAAGAUCCUACCCCCGACAUCGCUUGUGCUGCCCCUCAUCGCCAAGUACCUGCUCUUCACCUUCCUCAUGAACACCGUCUCCAUCCUGGUCACCGUAAUCAUUAUAAAUUGGAACUUCAGGGGACCCAGGACACACAGAAUGCCUAAUUGGAUCCGAGUCGUGUUUCUUCAAUACCUGCCCGCCAUGCUCUUUAUGAAGCGUCCCAAGAAAACCCGCCUCCGGUGGAUGAUGGACCUUCCCGGAGUGUACCACCAGCACUACCACCCUUCGCACCCUCCACCGCGGAGCAAAGUGGAGCUCCUGGACGUCCACCACCCCAACUGCACCGUUGCCCGAGCCCUGUCCGGAAGCAUCUCGUCGGAGAGUAACACCCUGGUGCUGUCUUCUGAGGCAUACAAGGCGACCGAGGCGGUGGAAUUCAUAGCAGAGCACCUCAGGAGUGAAGACGAGUACAUACAGAUUCGUGAAGACUGGAAAUAUGUGGCAAUGGUAAUCGAUCGCCUGCAGUUAUACAUCUUCUUCUUGGUCACAGCUGCUGGAACCGUGGGCAUACUUUUGGAUGCCCCGCACAUUUUCCAGUACGUAGACCAGGACGCCAUCAUCGAGAUGCACAAGGGAAAAGCCUCCAGAUGAAAGAUCUCCUGCAAGGCGUCGGAUAUAUCCCUUUUUGAAAUUCACGUGGCUUUUCUGCGAGCAGUGAGCCAGCUGAAAAAAAAGCAUAAAAGAAAAGACAUAUUUGAAAAAAAUAACCAUGAAAGAUUUUUGCUCAAUACCGACUUGCACUUAACAAACAACUGAAUGAAGUCGUCGCAGCGCGUUUGCCAGCGCUCCUAUCGGCAAAUUUUGGUGCAUUUUCUUUGUUUUUUCUUCUUUUCUCUACCUCCGCUAUUUGGACAAAGGAGGACAUUUUUUAAAACUUGGAACAUCGAUGCGUGGUUUGGAGAAUUUAGGGAAGAAAAAAAAAGAAGCUUGAAGUUGUUGCUCUGUUAUUUCU
Messenger RNA from Argiope bruennichi, 2387 nucleotides. RefSeq names its product acetylcholine receptor subunit beta-like 1. Lineage: Eukaryota; Metazoa; Arthropoda; Arachnida; Araneae; Araneidae. The coding region runs from base 536 to 2026 and encodes 496 amino acids. The transcript is spliced from 8 exons. Gene Ontology annotation, cellular component: postsynaptic membrane; neuron projection; synapse. Gene Ontology annotation, biological process: nervous system process; signal transduction; monoatomic ion transmembrane transport. The record is from RefSeq and is a predicted model, not a curated record. Gene Ontology annotation, molecular function: transmembrane signaling receptor activity; acetylcholine-gated monoatomic cation-selective channel activity.